AUGGCAACUGCAGCGGCGCAACAGCCGCAAGUGGCGCAAAAGGACGCGUCCUCCAUGCCCAAGAAACCCAGCACGUCGCGGUCCAUCAUUGCGGGUGCAUUGGCUGGAGCUAUCGAAAUUUCUAUAACGUACCCGGCAGAGUUCGCCAAGACUAGAUCACAGCUCAAUCGCAAGCUACCAGAUGGUCAGAAGCUUCCGUGGCCACCGUUUGGCCCUCAGUGGUAUGCAGGAUGCACGACCUUGAUCAUUGGAAACUCGGCAAAGGCUGCUAUUCGUUUCGUCGCCUUUGAACAAUACAAGCGCCUCCUGGCCGACGAAAACGGCAAGGUUUCAGGACCCCGAAAUGUCAUUGCCGGUUUCUUUGCCGGCAUGACUGAGUCGCUCUUUGCCGUGACACCGACCGAGUCCAUCAAGACCACUCUCAUUGACGACCGAAAGCGAGCGAACCCAAGGAUGAAGGGCUUUCUCGAUGCAAUUCCCAUUAUUUACAAAGAGCGCGGGUUCCGUGGAUUCUUCCAAGGUCUCGUACCGACCGCAGCCAGACAGAGUGCCAACUCGGCCGUCCGUUUUGGAUCCUACACUACCUUGAAGCAGUUGGCGGAAAGUUACACGGCGCCAGGCGAAAAGCUGGGCAUGCUGGGGACCUUUGGUAUUGGUGGUGUUGCUGGUGUCAUUACCGUAUAUGCCACGCAACCUCUAGACACCAUCAAGACGAGGAUGCAGAGUAUCGAGGCAAAGCAGGUCUAUGGCAACAGCUUCCGCUGCGCAAGCAUGAUCUUUAAGCAGGAAGGCGUCUUUACAUUUUGGAGCGGAGCCGUACCACGCUUGGGAAGAUUGAUCCUCAGCGGCGGUAUUGUAUUUGCCAUGUACGAGAAGUCCAUGGAGCUCUUCAACAAGUUCGACCCCGAGGGUAAGAUCAUUUAA
Messenger RNA from Pestalotiopsis fici W106-1, 924 nucleotides. RefSeq names its product mitochondrial carrier C19G12.05. Gene Ontology annotation, biological process: mitochondrial citrate transmembrane transport. The transcript has 4 exons. The coding region runs from base 1 to 924 and encodes 307 amino acids. The record is from RefSeq and is a predicted model, not a curated record. NCBI's taxonomy places the organism in Eukaryota, Fungi, Ascomycota, Sordariomycetes, Amphisphaeriales, Sporocadaceae.